Molecule: messenger RNA, 4941 nt
Organism: Orbilia oligospora ATCC 24927
Lineage: Eukaryota; Fungi; Ascomycota; Orbiliomycetes; Orbiliales; Orbiliaceae
Exons: 3
Coding region: 1-4941 (1646 amino acids)
Molecular function (GO): protein binding
Source: RefSeq, a predicted model, not a curated record
AUGUCUGCACAAUCAUCAGCGAUGUCUUCUUCAAAUAUUACGUCCAAAGACGCCGGCUCGAUAGGUAACGGCGUAUCCUCCACCGGAGGGCCAGCCGCCUCCGGGAGCCAACAGACAGAAUGGGGCCGUCGAACCAAUGGCAUUUCGUUAUCGAACACACCCAUCAACAACUCCACAUCUAAUCAAUCUGGCCCUCGACGUCCCUCCCUAUCUACGACCCUCACUCACCAUCCUAGAGAGUACCCUUCAUCCAUAUCAUUACCAGGAAAUGUCUCUGGAACCGCUACACCGUCAUCGGUUGCAUACCAACCUCCCCAUUCUGUAGGCAGGGAUGCCUCGAAUCCUUAUAAAUAUUCAAAAGAGUACAUGUUAGGCAAAUUCGAGGGCCUCGAGCUGACUGGAGCGCUUUCCGAUAUCAACAAGGUCAACAAGCUUUUGUUAGGGGAAAGCGAAAAGGAGGGUUUGUUUGGGGGCGGGUCCAAAGAACGUAGUGGGAACGGUACUGAGGCCUGUUGGGAUUCAUCUGGCCAGCAGCGGCCUGUUUCUUUUGAGGCCAUGACAUCCGAGGAGAAGGAACUUUUCCAAAGUGUAAAUUCUAUUCAAAAACCCCAUCAGACACCAAAUACACCUGGUGGCCCCAACAGCACUUCAAUUCCUCCUGGGCAGGUCAAUCAACCGCGCAUGUCAACGUCAUCAACCAAUUUGAACAGCAAUUUCCAUAAGUCAAGCAUUUCUGUCUCUUCUACUGGAACAACAGCACCCCCUGGAACUGCUUCUCCGACUACUCGGAAUCGCCCUCGACGUGAUACUGGAGACGCUAAUCCUUUGGCCCGUCGAAGAACUGACCGAGAUGAUUCUGGGAAUCCCUUUGACAGGUUCAGUGGCCGGCCACCCUUCACUCAGCCAGGUGAUGAUGCACGCGAUACCGAGGACUCUGGACCCAGCCGUGGCGUUUUUAAGCGACAGGCAAGUGGCGGACCUUGGGGUGUUUCUAGCCCAAUUACUCCGGGGGGUUCAGCGUUUGGGGCCUUUUCCAACGGUGCAUUUGGUGGUGUUGGUGGCAGUAGUUUUGUCCUCAACUCAGGAGUUCCAGCUGCAAAAACCGAAGGGGAUAGAAAGUUUGGUAGUCUCGGAAAAUCCGCCGGAAGGAGCCUUGUCGGCGAUCGAGUUGAAGAGGAAAGCGAAGAGACUGACGACAUCUCUAAAGGCCACGCUAAAGAUACUGAAAUUCGGUCAUCCUUGCAAGAACUUGCAAGGGAAUCCGAGGCUGAGCCUGAAUUUGGGCGUGAUGGAUAUGGCCGUCGUUCCGAUAGCACAGACACGGACCCUUACAAUCCCCGAAAAUCGCUCCAGCCUGGUGACCUUGAUAUUGAAAACCCUUUAGAUGACGGAAUUCGCAAUCCUCACAGCCAAUUAGUACAGGACUCCUAUUUCAACGAAGCUGCUGUCGGAGCUAUCGGACGCAAUAUGAUGAGCUCCCCAACAAGAAACAUUGGCAGUGCUUUCAAUGCCUUUGGAAGUAGUGUUGCUAGUCCUUCAUCAUCACGACAAGGCCAGCAUACCCCACUGUCGGGAUUUCACCAUAUACAGACUCAAAUGGGCGGCCCUGGCUCUGGAUCCCAAGAACCGGAAAAUCCAUCCCCGUCUUCAACUAACCCUUACCAGAGCCCUAUCCCGGAGACUGAGGAGGGUGGUGGUGAGGAGGGUAGCGGCCUCAGAAAUUUCAGACCUCCUGGUGGAAGUGACCGAAGCCAGACAUCAAGCGCGGGUAUUCUUGGUACUGGCGCUGGUAUGCCUGGCUUCGGGGGUCUAGGUGGAGGUUUCAAUAAUGCACUUGGAAACCCCGGGCUCUGGUCUAACCCAGGACCUUCUGGCGCUCUUGGGACUGGAACUCCUCAGAAUACGGGACCUGCAGGCUUCUUUGGCCCUUCAGGGGACUCCUCCGGUGUUGGAACCCCGGGUGGAACAUCUGGAGUCUUCGGGGCCACUAGAGCUAGUCGACUCGGUGCACUGUUCCCUGCUGAGCAACAGCAGCAGCUAAUCCAAGAACAACAGCGCCAACAAAGCCGUAAUAUAUAUGACGAAGACAGCGCCUUUGACCCGACCGAACCUUUCCGCGGUUUGAGUAUGGCUGAUCGGCCGAAGACUGAAAACAGGAAUUCCGCUGAUAGUAUGUUUGGUGGUCCUCCACGGGUUGACAAUGCAUAUUUUGGCGAGGCCGAAGGUCAAGCCCCCGGUCAACAGAUCCAAAAUAAAGCCUCAUUUCCGGCUCUAUCCCAUUCCAACUCGGUAUCCUCUUUGCAACAAUUCGGCAGCGCCCCUACCCCAGGCGCGGCUCCAGGGAGUUCAACUCAACCAGGUUCUCAGCGCAAUUCGGGCGGUCACAUUAUGAUAAUGCCUGAUAAGAUCACCUGGGUGUAUAAGGAUCCUACCAAUAAAAUUCAAGGUCCGUUCUCGGGUCUUGAGAUGCAUGAUUGGUAUAAGGCUGGUUUCUUCCAGCCUGAUCUUCUCAUUAGACGCCAAGAAGAGACUGAGUUUGAACUCCUUGGCCACUUCAUACGCCGCGUAGGCAAUUCUCGGGAGCCUUUUCUUAUUCCGAUGCAGGGACCUGCUUUUCCUCCCGGAGCUGGGUGGACUGCACCGAAUCCUUGGGGACAGAACACAAUCGAUGCAGCUAAUGGAAUCGUGCAACCUCCGUUCCCUGGCGCAUUCCCUACUUUUGGCACAACCUUGACAGCGGAACAACAAAACGCUCUUGAGCGACGCAAGCAAGAGGAGCAGUACCUCAUGGCCCGUCAGCGCGAAUAUCUUGUACAGCAGCAGGUAAUCGCUAAGCAAGUUGCCGCUGCCCAGCACAUGACCAGGAUGAGCCAGGAGUCCUUGCAACAUCAUCCCUCUCAGGCAAGCCUUCACAGUCAGCCCAGCCUGACAAAUAUCCAAAGCCCCAGUACUUUCCCACCCCAAACCGGGCCUUUCAGCGAAUUAAGGCACACAACCUCGAAUCCAUCUAUUGAUGGGUUCACUAACGGACCCAGGGAGGAAUUUGCAGGAUUCCCUCAAGGGUAUAAUGCACCUGCGUCGCAACCACAACAGACGAGCAGAGAGCAAGCACAGAUACUUGAGCGGCAGAGAGCUCAAAUGGCCAGGCAAUACCAAGGCCAGCAUCAAGUGCUAGAAAGACAACAGCAGCAGAGAACACAGCUAUUUCAGCAAGCUAUAGUGCAGCCACCAAGAGAGCAGCAGCAGCACGGAAAUCAGGGUCCAGUCCAAGGACAGCAAGCCGGAGGCCUAGGCGCUAUGUCCUCUUAUCAGGUAGCCGCCGGCGAUGAUGCUAUAGAUAUCACGCAAGAUGUAGGUUUUGACAACGAUGCUAGGUCCGAUAUGACCGGUACGGCCCUCGCCGAUGAAUACGAACUCUUCCAAAAGCAACACCAACUGCAAAUCCAACAGCACGAUGAGGAUUUGCUCAAUCAGCAUUACGACCAAGGACAAUCUUUUUUUCCCGGAGACAUUGAUUACACCGCAAUCCCUCCGCACAACAUACCCCUCAAUAACGAAAUUAAUGAGAUAACUGCUCCCUCAAUCACUUCCAUCUCCGCUGGCCCGGGACCUCAAUUAGAACCAGGUACCUAUACUGACGAAGCGAAUGCAAAUGAAGCCAGUAUUGGCGAUGAAUCUUUUAUUACUCAUGAUGAUGACCAAAUGCACAUUUCCGACCCUCAAGAACUAUCUCCUCUCCUCUCCUCUAUUAGCCCUGAACCCCCGAAGAACCCAUGGGGCAUUGUUCCUCCAUCUGGCAUGCCUCUACCAUUCCCCGCUCCCAAAUCUGUCGCUUCCCCACGUCCCUCUACAGCUCAAUCAGUGGCCAAAUCCCCCGCCGUCAGUACCGCAGAGCUUCAAACUAUUCCUAUCGCCCCAUGGGCUAAGGAUCCCGAAGCUUCCCCGCACCAGAAGGGACCAUCCCUCAAGGAGAUCCAGGAAAACCAGGCCAAGCAGGUUGCUAAGGCUGAGGCAGCAGCUCAGGAAGCUCGCCGUCAAGAACAGGCUCAGCAAGCUGCGCUUGCCGCUGCGAGUGCCCCCGCUCCUCCGACUUCAGGUCUCCCAUCCACAUCGACAUGGGCUGCCCCUACACCAUCACCAGUAGCCACCACUAGUGUCUGGGCUAAACCGCUGGCCAAGGCUUCCACCACACCUUCAAAACAGAAAACCCUCACACAAAUCCAAAAGGAAGAGGAAGCACGUAAGCACAAAGCUGUCACAAACUCUCCUUCAACUACUACACCUGCCCCAGCAGUCGCACCAGCGGCAACGCCAACUCGCCGCUCUGAAUGGGCUUCCAAAGCGGCAGCAGCUCCAUCAAAUCCCGUUGCUCCAACCACUAACACAGUUGGUGGAGCUUGGACGACCGUUGGUGCUGGCGGGAAGAAACUCGGCGGUGCAACAACCAUUUCGAGUCCGACCCCUGCUCAGGCAAGGAUCAUAACAAGUGCUCCAACCCCAAAGAUCGUUAAGAAACCGACUACAGUCCAGCUAGCUGCUGCUACCCCACAAAAGACCGCCAACGAUGAGUUUAUGAAAUGGUGCAAGAUCAAUCUGAAAGGGUUGAAUUCGGGGGUUAAUGUGGACGAAUUUGUUACAAUGAUUAUGUCAUUCCCCCCUGAGAUCGACCUGAUUAGUGAUAGUGUGUACCAGCAGUCGACGACGAUUGACGGCCGUAGGUUCGCCGAAGAGUUUAUCCGACGUCGCAAGUUGGCGCAGCAAGGAGUUGUUGUGGAUCAUGGGCAUCACAGCGAUGAAAACAAGACCGGCGGUGGGUGGAGCGAAGUCGCGAAGAAGAGCAGGGAGCCCCCUACGAAUAAUAGCUCUUCUGCGGCUGCGGCAGAUAGCGGAUUGGGUAACGGGAGCUUCAAAGUUGUCCAGGGGAAGAAGAAGAGGAGGUAG